AUGAUUCCAUCCUUCAGUGUCGCCAACCUCGAGGGCUCCGGCCUUGCCAAGACCGAGUAUGACUUCAGCAAGAAGCAGACUUGGGUCAAGACGGCGAGAAGCCUCACCUUCCUGGACGAGACCCAGGAGCUCAUGAACAUAUACGACCACAGCCCCGACGACGAUGGCUCCAACCCGACCCCCUUCCAGUGGCAGAAGAGCUCCCCUUCCUCUCACUGGCCGGUCGAGAAUGACAGACCGCCUCCGUUGGAGAGAACCGUCUCGCAGCCAGCCGUCGCGAGUGCUUCACACAAUGCUGCCUCACCCGCUGACAGUCCAGCACACUCCUGGCCGGAUGGAGGCGAUUUUGCCUCGUUACACCUGCCGGAGCAGAGCAGCUAUCCUGCGCAGUCGCCCGCCGCCAGUGUAACUCCCUCGGAUCGCACGCGUACAGAGCCUGGCAGCUUGACCGACACCCGUCACGUCCCAAAGCGGAGAAGGCUCACGUUCGAGAGCGUCUACCAGAGCUCGGUAGCAUCCGAGAGCCCCGUCAAUCCCGUUGCUCAUCAAUCUCCCGCGACCCCGGAACCGUGGUCUGUUGGAUGGACUCCCUCAAAGCCCGUCAGCAACGACAUGUCCGCUUCGGAAGUGGACCUCGUGACACUCUCAGGCCUGGAGACCUCUGUAUCGAGUUCGCUCUCACGUAUCUACCUAGAGUCCCCCGCCUGGCCUCUCCCACAGAGGGAGGAAGCCAUACUCCUGCGACAUUUCGUUGAAACCUUGGCGCGUAAUUUCGACCUGACUGAUCCACGUGCUCAUUUCCGCAAUGUCGUGCCGCAGAGAGCAGCGGUCUGUCCGACUCUGAUGAACGCCAUCUUUGCCCUCUCGGCCCGGCACUUGAGUCGAAUAGGUCAGUACGAUCCGCUUGUCUCAAAUCGAUACCAUCAGGAGUGCUUGAAGCACCUGAUACCCAUGCUCGAUGACACAUCUGCGAUACUCGACGAGAAUUUACUGGCGUCCACGAUCAUCCUGCGUCACUUGGAAGAGCUUGAAGUCCCCAUCAGCGGUCAGCACCCAAGUGACCAACAUAGCCAUCUGCUUGGCGCUCAAGCCUUCAUCGCUGCGCAAGAAAGGGCGGCGAUCACAGGCGGCCUCCGCCAAGCAGCCUUCUGGGUCGGAUUGAGACAGGAGGUAUACGUAGCAUUCGUCAAUCAGCGGCCUGCGCUACCCGCUUUGGAGCAUUGUAACGUUGAUCGAUCUUUCGAAGCUGCGGAGGAUCAUAUAUGGUCAGUGACAUCAACAGCAAAGCACAGCUGCCGUUGCUAACGAUGUCGAAGGGCUUGUCGCAUCAUUGUUCAAUGCGCGGAUAUUCUGCGAUACUGUUUCGGAGACGGAACUGCAUCCGCGGCAUCGUAUGCAUACCUGGAGCAUCAGGUAUCUCAAUGGUACGUCUUUGCUCACAACACAACUGGAGGAGUCUAUCCGCCAAGAGACUUCGCAUUUGCUACGUCUCGCGUGAUGCUGACAUUUUCCGCUGUCUCUCAGGUACGACAGCAAACCAGCCUCUUUCAACCCUGUCUUCUAUCGGGCCCCCGAAGGUGAUGAGGUCUUUCCCGAGGUACGUAGUACCCGCGCAUGCCGGCGUCCGGCUUGCAGCAGUGACAAUCGCUCCAUCGCGGGUGAGGCGGAUUUCAGCUGACAUGGCUAUUAGAUAUGGUAUGUAGGCGAUGACCUUGCAACGGGCAUCCAGCACUAUCAUUUGGCACGAAUACUCCUCAGCUCGCAUAACCCGGGCAUACCCAAGCUGGGCCCAGGGAGAACAGCGGCAUUGAGGGCCAUGGAUGACGAGAUCAAACGUCACGUUCGAGCUCUGUGUGGCAUGUCUCUGAGCAACCCUUCCAAUGCGCCAGCUUUCACAUACGCUGCGAUGGGAGCUUCGUUGGCUGGAGACAAGUUCGUGGAGUACCGUGAACAGAUCGUAAGUGGCGCUAUGCACAUUUUCCAUCGAUAUCCUGCUGCCGAUUCCGUGCUCAAAUGUGAUAUGCUGACAGAUCGGUAGGCUUUGCUUGCUGUCCUCCAGCAGUGUGAAAAUAUGCAUGCGUGGCCUACGGGAACCGCGAUAACCAACCUGAAAGUAGCCUGGGGUUGGGAUGAGACGGAAAACUACAUGCUUCCGCACGGCGGACAUCCGACCAAGAGUGUCACAGCAGAAAUCUAA
Molecule: messenger RNA, 2197 nt
Organism: Lecanosticta acicola
Lineage: Eukaryota; Fungi; Ascomycota; Dothideomycetes; Mycosphaerellales; Mycosphaerellaceae
Source: the annotation of a GenBank genome assembly